Xiphophorus maculatus (southern platyfish) is the source of this 1211-nucleotide messenger RNA. RefSeq names its product mitochondrial ribosomal protein L2 (gene mrpl2). Lineage: Eukaryota; Metazoa; Chordata; Actinopteri; Cyprinodontiformes; Poeciliidae. Gene Ontology annotation, molecular function: structural constituent of ribosome; RNA binding. The transcript is spliced from 8 exons. The record is from RefSeq and is a predicted model, not a curated record. Gene Ontology annotation, cellular component: ribosome. The coding region runs from base 220 to 1116 and encodes 298 amino acids. Gene Ontology annotation, biological process: cytoplasmic translation.
CGGCGCUUUUGCUUACGUCAUCAGUGCGGGACAUCAUGUGCAGGUCUGUGAAGGACGCCGCUCAGAAGUUUGGGAUGAAAUAAUUAAAAAGAUUAAAAACACAGGGUAUUUGUUAAGCUUGUUUUGGGUUAUGUGUGAGAUUUAACUUAAAAUCUCGGAGAAAUCCAAAAAUAAAACAGCAGAAAGCAAGCGGAAGUCAGUCUAAUCAGUGGCGCUGUCAUGGCGUUGUCAUGUUUAACCCGAGCUCUGCGCUCUCUGACUCUCUCCAAGCCUGCUCUGCUCUCUUCACAGGCGCCGGUCGCUCAGCUGAAGCUGGGAACUCUGGUGUCCAGUACAAUCAGCCAGUGCAGAGGCUUCCUGACCACAGCCUCUCUGAAGCAGAACAGGACGUACUGGAAACAGAGGGAUAAGUACACCACAAGGCCAAUGGGGAUGAAAAAGACUGGAGGGAGAGAUCACACAGGAAGGAUUCGCACACGGGGCAUUGGUGGAGGCCAUAAACAGAAGUACCGGUGGGUAGACUUCCAGCGAUUACGCUAUGAACCCAACAAAGAAGGUCAGCCUUUUGAAGAGAAGGUUGUCGAGGUGCGCUACGAUCCAUGCAGGUCUGCUGAUAUCGCUCUGAUAGCAGGAGGCAACCGCAAAAGAUGGAUCAUUGCAACAGAGAAAAUGCAGGCGGGAGACAUCAUUAAAACAUCUGGUGUCAUUGGACGCAUGGCAGUAUCAGCAAAUGAAGGGGAUGCUUACCCACUGGGGGCUCUUCCUGUGGGGACACUAGUGAACAACCUGGAAGUUCAGCCAGGAAAAGGAUCACAGUACAUACGUGCUGCAGGCACAAGUGGCGUCUUGCUGCGUAAAGUAAACGGGACCGCAAUCGUUCAGCUCCCUUCAAAGCAGCAGGUUCAGGUGUCGGAAACCUGUAUUGUAACGGUGGGUCGUGUGUCAAACAUCGACCACAACAAACGGAUCAUCGGCAAAGCUGGUCGCAACCGCUGGCUGGGGAUCCGCCCGUCCAGUGGCUUGUGGAAGAGGAAAGGAGGCUGGGCGGGACGGAAGAUUAAACCGCUGCCUCCGAUGAAGAGCUUCAUUAACCUGCCAUUGAUCUCCACUAUCUAACAGAAACUUACUCUGUUUAUAUUUGGUCUGCAGGUGAUAUUGCUGGAAGAAAAAAAACAACCAAACAAAUAAAGACAAGAUGCUUGUAUGGAAGA